AUGAUCAAGCGGAUUUUUUUUUGGCCCGGACAUAUCAAUAUUCUGAUGAUUGUUUGCACAUCGAUUUCUGAUGACUGUUUGCACAUCGAUAUCGUGACGGCUGCAUGCAAAUCGAUGUCAUUCCCUGGUCUUGCACUUUUGCCGCUGCUGAUGAAGGAAACUGCGUUGGCUGAUAUAACAGUUUUGAUGGCACCUAUUAAUUAUGCAUAA
Molecule: messenger RNA, 210 nt
Organism: Loa loa (African eye worm)
Lineage: Eukaryota; Metazoa; Nematoda; Chromadorea; Rhabditida; Onchocercidae
Exons: 1
Coding region: 1-210 (69 amino acids)
Source: RefSeq, a predicted model, not a curated record